Messenger RNA from Gadus macrocephalus (Pacific cod), 484 nucleotides. RefSeq names its product NADH:ubiquinone oxidoreductase subunit B4 (gene ndufb4). Gene Ontology annotation, cellular component: mitochondrion. The record is from RefSeq and is a predicted model, not a curated record. The transcript is spliced from 3 exons. NCBI's taxonomy places the organism in Eukaryota, Metazoa, Chordata, Actinopteri, Gadiformes, Gadidae. Bases 30 to 413 code for a protein of 127 amino acids.
UUUGUGUUUGUGUCUCGUAUACAACAAUCAUGGCGGACUAUCGAGAGGCGCCCUUGGCCACUCGGCCAAAAACCUUAGAUCCGAAUGAAUACUUCAACCUGUCGCCGGACUACCGACGCGCCGAGGCGGAGAGGGCAGCCCUGCGGGCCGGCCUGAAGAGGCAAUACCAGCUGCAGCUCAACAACCCGCACAGGAAGGAGCUGAUCGAAGACCCUGCCCUGAACCGCUGGGUGUAUGCACGAGCCAACCCGUACAACCACUUCAAAGCCACAAAGAAGACGUCUCUGCUGGGUGCUUUGUUUGGAGUCGCUCCCCUCUUCAUCCUCUACUACGUCUUCAAGACGGACAGGGAUCGUAGAGAGGAACAGAUCAAGGCUGGGACCUUGGAACGCAAAUAUAAGUUGUCGUAUUAAGCGAUAGAUGUUCUAUAGAUACUGUCAUUGUGUAAUAUUAAUGCCCUAAUAAAACCCCCCAUUUAAAACGC